Molecule: messenger RNA, 4258 nt
Organism: Trachemys scripta elegans
Lineage: Eukaryota; Metazoa; Chordata; Testudines; Emydidae
Product: N-acetylated-alpha-linked acidic dipeptidase 2-like
Exons: 19
Coding region: 200-2422 (740 amino acids)
Molecular function (GO): carboxypeptidase activity
Source: RefSeq, a predicted model, not a curated record
AGGCCUGCGGGAACAAGGAGGGACCCGCGGCGCUGCUCCCUGCCAAAGGGGAAGGGCCCAGCGGGGGCAGCGGCCCGCAGCGUGACACAUCACACCUGGGCUCGCGCUGCGCUCCGCCAGGGCGCCACUCGCGGGGAGAAGGGAGACCCGGCGGAGGCGGAGAGGGGUCCUGGCCCCGCGCUGUGCCUGGGCUGGAGCCAUGGGCGGGAGGCAGGGCGCGCUGCGCACGGGGCUGGGCUGCGCCCUGCUGCUGGCCCUCUUCCUGCUGGGCUUCCUGGGAGGCUGGUUACUGAAACCCACUAAAAAAACAACUAGCUCAGCAGAUGCCUAUCAAAAUGUGAGACAGAAACUUGUGGCUGAAAUGAAAGCAGAAAACAUCAAGCAGUUUCUACGUUCGUUUACAAAGUUUCCUCACCUGGCAGGAACAGAACAGAACUUUCACCUUGCUAAGCAAAUUCAAGCCCAGUGGAAGGAAUUUGGAUUGGAUUCAGCAGAGUUGGUUCAUUAUGAUGUCCUCCUUUCCUACCCAAAUGAAACUCAGCCCAACUAUGUCUCAAUUAUUGAUGAUCAAGGGAAUGAGAUUUUCAAUACAUCGUUGUUUGAGCCGCCCCCUCAGGGAUAUGAAAACAUUACUGGUGUGCUGCCACCAUAUAAUGCAUUUUCAGCUCAAGGAGUGCCAGAGGCAGAUUUGGUGUACGUGAACUAUGGCCGCACAGAAGAUUUUUUCAAACUAGAGCGAGAGAUGGGAAUUAAUUGUACUGGAAAGAUUGUCAUUGCCAGAUAUGGGAAAAUCUUCAGAGGAAACAAAGUUAAAAAUGCCAUAUUAGCUGGAGCCAAAGGCAUUAUACUGUAUUCAGACCCUGCUGACUACUGCGCCCCUGGAGUAGAUCCUUACCCAAAUGGCUGGAACCUUCCUGGAGGUGGAGCCCAGCGCGGGAAUGUGUUAAAUCUGAAUGGGGCAGGGGAUCCUCUCACGCCAGGUUAUCCAGCAAAAGAAUAUACCUUCAGGUCUGAAGUUGAUGAGGGAGUGGGAAUUCCCAAAAUCCCAGUUCAUCCCAUUGGAUAUCAUGAUGCAGAAAUAUUAUUACGCACCCUGGGAGGACCUGCAGCACCAGACAAUAGCUGGAGGGGAAACCUCAAUGUGUCUUACAACAUUGGGCCUGGAUUUGCAGGCAGCUAUUCUAUAAGAAAGGUCAGAAUGCAUGUCCACACUCACAACAAAAUAACACGAAUUUACAAUGUUAUUGGCACUAUCAGUGGAGCGGAGGAACCAGACAGAUAUAUUAUUCUGGGAGGACAUAGAGACUCCUGGGUAUUUGGUGGGAUUGAUCCAACCACUGGCGCAGCUGUUCUUCAAGAAGUUGCUCGGAGUUUCGGCAAAAUGAUGAUGGAAGGUUGGAGACCUAAAAGAACUAUUAUUUUUGCUAGCUGGGACGCAGAAGAAUUUGGACUAUUAGGUUCCACAGAAUGGGCUGAGGAGAAUGCUAAAGUUCUUCAGAAACGGGCCGUUGCUUACAUCAACACAGAUUCUUCUAUAGAAGGCAACUACACUUUAAGAGUUGACUGCAGCCCCCUUCUCUACAAAUUGGUGUAUAAUCUGACAGAAGAGAUUGCAAGCCCUGAUGAGGGUUAUGAAGGCAAGUCUCUCUAUGAAAGCUGGCUUGAAAAGGACCCCUCAACAGAAAGUAAAAGUCAUCCCAGAAUAAACAACCUGGGAUCAGGCAGUGAUUUUGAAGCUUAUUUUCAGCGUCUGGGAAUUACAUCAGGCAGAGCCCGUUAUACAAAGAACAGGAGAGCAGACAAGUUCAGCAAUUACCCAGUUUACCACACCGUCUAUGAGACUUUUGAGUUAGUAGAACGAUUUUAUGACCCCACAUUCACGAAACAGCUUACUGUUGCCCAGUUACGAGGAGGACUGGUGUAUGAACUGGCAGACUCCCAGGUCAUUCCUUUCAACUGCCAAGAUUAUGGAGAAGCCUUAAGAAAAUACACAAAUAGAAUCUAUAAUUUGACCAAGAAACAUGAAGAACAGGUAGAGACUUACGGAGUGUCAUUUGGUCCCCUUUUUUCUGCUGUGACGAAUUUCACAGAAGCUGCUGCUGAUUUUCACAGAAGACUUAAAGAGGUUGAUGUGAAUAAUCCAAUUGCUGUGCGAAUCAUGAAUGAUCAGCUGAUGUUUGUGGAAAGAGCUUUCAUCGAUCCUCUUGGUUUACCAGGCAGGAAAUUUUACAGACACAUUGUUUUUGCUCCGAGCAGCCACAACAAGUACGCUGGAGAGUCAUUCCCAGGGAUCUACGAUGCCGUGUUCGAUAUAGAAAACAAAGCGGAUCAGCGCAAAGCCUGGGAAGAAGUAAAGCGGCAGAUCUCCAUUGCAGCCUUCACCGUGCAGGCUGCAGCAGGGACUCUGAAGGACGUAGCAUAGGAACAAGGCACCAGCAGGCUUGAACACAUGGCCUAACUCUUAAAAAAUGGCAGUCAGUGUACUAGACUUCCACUUUGUGCAUAGUAUUUACUCGGGUUGCAAUAUAACCAGCCUUUUGCAUACAGAAGUCCCCUGGGAGUUAGUGAGAGCUGUUGGUGUUAUGGGACUGUUGGUUAAGGAACCAGUGUUGGUUCUCUGAGACUGGCAAAAGAUCCACUAAUUUUGGGACCUCAGUUUUUGGGUUCUGAGCACUUCUGAAAAUCAAGCUCCCAAGCUGCAUCUGCACUAGAGAAACUAGAACCUGCCAAUGGUGCAGUUUUGUUAGUGGUAGCAGGUGGAAGUCAUAAUGCAGACAGAGAUCAGGGGUUUAACACCAUGUGUCUUAAUGGUGUUCUGAGCAGGAUUAAACAACAUGGUAAGAAUGCCUGAACUCUGUCCGCACUAGAGCUUCCAUCACUGAGGCAGCUUUUGCAUUGGGUCUGAUCCACUAUGGCUACGCCUAUGACCUAAUUUUCCUAGUGUGGACAAUGAUUUAGGGCAUAGGAAUUGCAGUACUGGAUCAGACCCAUGGUUCAUCUAGUCCAGUAUCAUGUCUCUGACAGUGGUCAGCACCACAUGCUUCAGAGAAAGGUACAAGAAACUCACAGCCAUCCCCUCAUAGAGAUUGAUAUACUGUGCAUCAUCAGGCUUUAUCUCCCUACCCAUAGUCUUUGAUUGUGGGUGUGAUUAUAAAAGAUGGUGAGCACCCACAAUCCCAACUUACUUCAGUGGUAUUAGGUGUUCUCCUCCUCUGAAAACUCCAGUUCUAGGUGUCCCAUGCUGCACAUCCAUAAUCAGUGAACAGUUGCCAAUGUAGGUCCAGAUGCUUUUUAUGCCAUUUUUAAAAAUGAAAUGAAGUACUAAAAAAAUCUAUUUCUAUGCAGAAGUUUUGAAAACCCUUAGGUUUUGAGAUUUACAAAGGGGAUCGUGGGGGAGUUAGGCAUCAAAAUUCCUUGUUGAAAUUUUCCUUCUGAAAAUCCCAGACUUAUGCAAUAUCACCAUACAGGUGCUUUUAAGAGGAAAAAGAACCAGUAGAGAAUCACCAUCCCUCCUGUGAUGAGCUAUCUGUUCCAUUUGUAACAUGCCAUCACUUUCCUCUCAUCAGCUGUUAUUCAUCGUGCCCUCUUUAAUUGGGAAAGCUAUUUUAUACCAUGCUCUCACCCACCAGCUGAUGUCUGAUGACAGAGGCGGAAAGUGUUUUCCCAGAAUGCUAUUAAUUACUGUUCUGAGCAGAAGGGAUGGAACGCUCGGCAUUUCUCCUUCAACUUCUACAGGACUAAACGACACACAAUUUUUGUCUUCUGAUGUUCCCAGUUAAAACUUUAAUGUGAAACUUACAGUUAUUUUAAAUUCCAGGGAUGAAGGAAGAAAGUAAAAUGACCAGACAAAAAGGGAACUGAAACGCUUUUCAGAAACCAUACACCGAUAUAAAAAGAAGAAAAUAUUCUAAGAAUGGGGAUUUUCCUCAGUGACUUGGCCGACAUUCCCUCUCUUCCCCAGGGUGUGCAACAUAGUAGCUUACCUUCAGUUCCCAAGGUGGCUGCAUUUCUGUGGCUCUGGCUGCAUAUAAGGGUUAUGAGGUCUUUCAGGCUGUCGAUAUAAAUGGAUAAUAUUAAAAAUCACUUACACUACCCUCCACAACUCCAUUUACACAGUGCCUAUGUUUUGAUUCAUUUAUUCAACCUGUCUGAAGCAAUUUGUGGGUCAUGUAACUGAAAAGCAUCCAAUCUUCAGCGUUUAAAGCCUAACAUGGGACAAUAAAGCAGUUUGACAAAAUUAAAUUUGGAUGAAACUUGA